AUGGGGGCUGCAGCGGGGGAGAGUGUAGCGGGGUCUGGGGCAAGGGAGAGUACAGCCCCGGCUGUAGCAGGGAAGGGCGCAGCAGGUGCUGCUGUGAGGGAGGAGACAGCAGAGGCUACAGUGGCCAUAGCACGCCCACUCGGGGUGGCAGGGGCCGCAGCACGCGUGGUAGAGGCCACAGCAGGGCCUGUAGGGGCUGUAUCCGGCAGUAAAGGGCCAGCAGGAGGGGCAGGCCCAGGGGACAUUGGGGCAACAGGGGCAAGAGGGGCGGGUGGGGUCCCAACUAAGGAGGUUCCUGAAGGAGGGGAAGUGAUAGUGAUGGGAGAGGAUGCGGUAGAGGACGUGAUGCACAUCGACGCGCCACUGGCCCAAUACCUCACUCCGGACGGUGAGGCCGACCCAGGCCCCCGGCAGCCUCGUAACGAGGUUCCCCCUUUCCCCCCCGUGCCCGACCCUAUGCUGGAAGAAGGACCGAUGGAGGGACUGGAGGAGACUUUGAGGACAGAGCCUCACGAGGGCGCUCCCAUCUCUACCCCUCACCUUUCAGCCCACCCUCCCGCAGGAUCAUCACAUCCUCGUCCCCACCCUCAGGGGCUCCCUCUAGCUUCGAGGGGGGUAGCCAGGGCCUUGGCCUUCUUUGCAGAGCCGUGCACCCCGAGUCCUACACAGGCUGCACACUCCUGCCCCCACACUCAGGGGUCCCCCCGAGCACCACGUGGAGCAACCAGGGCCCUGGCCUUCCUGGCGGAGCCAUGCUCCCCGACCCCUAAAUCCACCCAAUCAUCCCCUGCCAACCUCCUACCUCCUCCCCCACCAGGUCCUCCCCCACCCGGAGCUACACACAUCUCGGAGGUUAAAGCCUCCCUCCGGCCACAUCUCUCUCCCACACGCUACAAAGACCCAAACCACCCAAGUCGCCGCACAUCCCCAACACUUUCACCCAACGGGCUGCCCUCCUCACACCACACCCCCCAGGCAGCCAAGUCCCACCCGCAAGGGCCUGUGGAGCCUCAUGGGAGCGACGACACCCUGGAGGGGCCCACAGGAGGGGCCACUAGAGGGAGGGGCGCUGGCCCCAACUUUCAGCACAGGGGAGCAACCUCAAAUACUCCUCUCCCACUCAUUCCCCCACCCACAGCCACCUCGGAGCCACCACAAACCUCACUAGAGGGGGCGGGCUCAGGGGACAUAGGGGCAGGUGGGGUGGGUGGGGUUCCAACUAGGGGGGUUUUGGGAGGAGGGGAUGUGAUAGUGAGGGACGAGGAUGCGGUAGAGGACGGGAUGCACAUCGACGGGCCACUGGCCCACUACCUCACACCUGACGGUGAGGCCGACCCAGGCCCCCUGCAGCCUCAUGACGAGGUUCCCCCUUUCCCCCAUAUGCCCGACCCCAUGAUGGCAGAUGGACCGAUGGAGGGGCUGGAGGAGAAUUUGAGGACAGAGCCUCUCGGGGGCGCUCCCAUCCUUACCCCUCAUCCUCCAGCCCACCCCCCCCCCCCCUCCCCCCAGGAGCACCACAUCCCCGCCCCCACCCUCGGGGGCUCCCUGCGGUCCGCCAGGAGAGCAUGCGGGCACAGCGAGGGCAGAGCCUCCCACACUCAGCCCCAUCCUUGCCUCUCACCCCUCCUCGCCCCUUUCCUCUCCCCUAAGAACAGCACACUCCCGCCCCCACCCUCAGGGGCUCCCUCUAGCAUCACGGGGAGCAGCCAGGGCCAUGGCCUUCUUGGCGGAGCCGUGCUCACCGACCCCUAA
Closterium sp. Naga37s-1 is the source of this 1752-nucleotide messenger RNA. Lineage: Eukaryota; Viridiplantae; Streptophyta; Zygnematophyceae; Desmidiales; Closteriaceae. The record is from the annotation of a GenBank genome assembly.